This is a messenger RNA of Tarenaya hassleriana, 728 nucleotides long. Its product is annotated as universal stress protein PHOS34. Bases 29 to 520 code for a protein of 163 amino acids. The record is from RefSeq and is a predicted model, not a curated record. The transcript is spliced from 4 exons. Lineage: Eukaryota; Viridiplantae; Streptophyta; Magnoliopsida; Brassicales; Cleomaceae.
GUGUUGUAUUCGACACGAGAGAGAGAAAAUGGAGGAGAGCGGUGGACGAAGGGUCGGCGUGGCGGUGGAUUUCUCGGAGUGUAGCAGAAAGGCUCUGAGUUGGGCGGUGGAGAACGUCGUUCGCGACGGUGAUCAUCUGAUUCUUAUCACCGUCCGUCCUGAAAUGUACUACGAGGGCGGCGAGAUGCAGCUCUGGGAGGCCACCGGAACACCGUUUAUUCCUCUGGAAGAGUUUUCGGAUGGUGCUGUGAUGAAGAAGUACGAGGUGAAGCCAGACCCUGAAACACUGGACAUAGCCAACACUGCCGCAAGGCAAAAGCCUAUAACGGUGAUAAUGAAGAUAUACUGGGGGGAUGCACGCGAGAAGAUAUGUGAGGCUGUCGACCACAUCCCUCUCUCCUGCCUUGUUAUUGGUAACCGUGGUCUCGGCGGCCUUAAGCGGGUGAUAAUGGGAAGUGUGAGCAACUAUGUGGUCAACAACGCAUCUUGCCCCGUCACCGUCGUCAAGGUCCCCCACUAAGCCCCUUCAUGUCCGUUUCAAUAAAUAUUAUGUAAAACUAUGUGUCGGUAUGUUUGUUUUUGGGUACAUAAGCCUGAUGCUGCUGCUUUGCUUUCUGUUUUGAAUAAAGCGUGUUCUCUUACUAACUCUGUUACUGUUGUUGUGUUGUGUUCUCUGAAUUCUCACUCUCUCUGCUCAUGCAUAUUAUAUGUUUCUCCCCCUUGUGUUU